Cannabis sativa is the source of this 1374-nucleotide messenger RNA. RefSeq names its product protein ACCELERATED CELL DEATH 6. The record is from RefSeq and is a predicted model, not a curated record. Gene Ontology annotation, molecular function: protein phosphatase 1 binding; protein phosphatase regulator activity. The transcript has 3 exons. Bases 89 to 1267 code for a protein of 392 amino acids. NCBI's taxonomy places the organism in Eukaryota, Viridiplantae, Streptophyta, Magnoliopsida, Rosales, Cannabaceae. Gene Ontology annotation, cellular component: plasma membrane.
UCCACUUUACAUAGCCAUUGAGAACAGGUAUACAUAUUUGGCUCUUGAAAUACUAGCUACAUGUUCCUCGCCGGCGGUUGGUGGCCCAAUGGGAAGAACUGCUCUACAUGCAGCGAUCACAUUUCAAAAUAUAGGAGUAAUAAAAAUACUUUUGGAGAAAUUCGGUUAUCUGACCAAACAACCGGAUGAUGCUGGUUGCGUUCCCCUACACUACGUUAUGCUUUUGCCUCCCCCAUUCUGCCACACUAUGGCAUUGGAGAUUUUGAAAAUGUUGCUAGAAAAGGAUAAAAGUAGCGCCUUCAUAAAAAAUAAAAGAGGCAUGACACCGCUUCACAUUGCGCCUUUCAACAAUUUUAUUGGCGACAAAAUAAUGAAUGAAAUUUUGUUAAGAUGUCCAGAUAGUUACGAAGAGGUUGACAAUGAAGGCAAAAAUGUGCUACACCACGCGGUGAUAGGUGGACAUUUCGAUAAUGUACAAUUCAUCUUAAAACAUUGCCAUUACCUUUUGAAUAGAAAAGAUAAUGAUGGAAACACACCUUUGCUUCAUAUGGGUGCAACAUUAUUAUCACCAUCAUGGGAUGUAUGCAUUGUAGAAGCUUUGUUGUCUCACCCAAGAGUUAAUAAGAUGUCACUCAACAAAGACAACAAAAAUAUUUUUGAUGUUCAUCUUCAUGAUUACAACUUAACCGAGGAAAGAAUAUUUAUGUUCUUCGAUAAAUACUCCAUAAAGCCUUAUAUAGGAAAACGGAUCCUAGAUGUCGAACUCAAUUUCAAGAAUUUUAAAAAAGAGAUGAAAGAAAUAGCAUGGGAGCGCAUUGAAAAGCUUAAAGAAUCAAGUCUAGUUACUUCUACGUUGAUCACAACAGUGACUUUCGCAGCAGGAUUUACAAUGCCAGGCGGUUACAUAAGCGGUGAGGAGGCAAAUCAACAACAAGGCACUGCUAUUCUUAGGAAUAACACAGCAUUUCAAGCCUUCGUGGUAACAGACACAAUAGCCAUGGUGCUCUCUGCUUCAUCUGUUUUCAUCAACAUCUUAUUUAAUACAUUAUUUUCAAGGAAAGGAUCUUUCGACGAUGUGAAGUCGAGGUACUUUGGAAUAUGUAUGAAGUUAACAAUGGCGGCCAUGGCAUUUAUGAUGAUAGCAUUUGUCACUGGUACAUAUGCGGUGUUGUCACUCUCCUUUCCCCUUGCCAUAACCACUUGUUUGAUUGGAUUGUCUUUCUUCCUAAUUAUCAUUUUCACAACGAGAAAAUUGAUACAUCUGUAAAAUAAUCUCCAUCACUUCUUCCUCUAUGUUAAGAAUAAAUUUUACCGCACAUUAACUUCUUCCACUUGUAAUUUUUUGCAAUAUAUAUAAAGAUGGUAUUUUAUCUU